AUGGAUUCUUCUUCGACAGUCCUCACCAAGAUUGUGGCAGGGGGCGUCGCCGGUGUCUCUGAGACCCUCAUCACGUAUCCGGCCGAAUUCGCCAAAACCAGACGCCAGCUCUCCUCCGGCCCUCCGUCCAGCUCCUUCGCUCUUCUCUAUUCAACGAUAUCCCGGCACGGCUUUGGCGGCAUAUAUGCUGGCUGCGCCGCACUUGCACUAUCCAACGCAGCAAAGUCGGGCAUACGUUUCCUCGCCUUUGAAACGGCCAGAGCAAGGCUAGACGCCGCAGCCGGCACUCUGCCGGGACAGCCACGGUCUGUGUGGAUCAAUGUCGCGAGCGGGCUGACGGCGGGCGUCGCAGAGAGCAUUCUUGUUGUUACACCCGGUGAAGCAGUGAAAACUAAGAUGAUACAUGCCACCUCCAAGUCUCAUGACGGAGCAUACGCAGGCCGUAGCCUUGUUGGUGUGACCGCCCUUCUCGUUCGCAAAGAGGGUAUAAGGGCACUGUGGGCCGGGCUUGCUCCUGUUCUCUGCAAACAGGGCACAAACAGCGCGGUGCGGUUCACGACGUUUGCGAUGCUGCAGGAGCAAGUCGCAAAGUGGUGGCCUAAGCUGGACGGAGGAAUCUCAACCACCCUCGUCCUAGGUGGCGUCAGUGGAGUGGUCACAGUGUAA
Cordyceps fumosorosea ARSEF 2679 is the source of this 666-nucleotide messenger RNA. Its product is annotated as Mitochondrial carrier domain protein. Gene Ontology annotation, biological process: mitochondrial citrate transmembrane transport. The coding region runs from base 1 to 666 and encodes 221 amino acids. The record is from RefSeq and is a predicted model, not a curated record. NCBI's taxonomy places the organism in Eukaryota, Fungi, Ascomycota, Sordariomycetes, Hypocreales, Cordycipitaceae. The transcript is spliced from 2 exons.